This is a messenger RNA of Gigantopelta aegis, 4026 nucleotides long. Its product is annotated as neuropeptide Y receptor type 5-like. The transcript has 2 exons. Gene Ontology annotation, cellular component: membrane. Gene Ontology annotation, biological process: G protein-coupled receptor signaling pathway. Lineage: Eukaryota; Metazoa; Mollusca; Gastropoda; Neomphalida; Peltospiridae. The coding region runs from base 1643 to 2767 and encodes 374 amino acids. The record is from RefSeq and is a predicted model, not a curated record. Gene Ontology annotation, molecular function: neuropeptide Y receptor activity.
GAAAGAAAAUUAAAAACGUUAACAUUAUUUAAGUUUUUCAUCUAUUCAAUGUUAAUAUUUAAUUACUUUGCAAACUUUUUUUUCUUCAUAAAACCUUUGAAACAAAAUGAACAGAAGGAAAAAAAGUAAUUAUGUGUUUAACUGUUAUCCAUUGAGCAAAAAAAAAAAAAAAAAAUAAAAAAAAGCCAAUACAUCGUCCGAGUAAGACAACUACAAAACAUAAGGCAAUUGAUGGGAGAAUCAAUCAAUUUAUGAUCCUCCAAUUAUAUGACAGUAAUAAUGAUCAUAUCUUCAUCAGCAGAUGUUCUGGGUUUCACAUUAAAGUAUUUCUACUUAGUGACAUGAUCUGGUAGCUAACUAGGCUAUUCUGUAGUAAUAAUCAUGAAUCAAAUAACAAGACAUAUAGGAAUUAGAAAGCUAAGGGAGCUCAAACUGAUUUUCUUCUUCUUUUUUCCUUCUUCUUUCUUUUUCUCCCCCUUUUUUUCUUUCUUUUGGAUGUUAGUUUAUUUUUUGUUGCCAUUUUCUAAUAUAGUCAUACAAAUUAUAAUUAAGAAAAGAAAAUAGGCAUUAAAUUAUAAAAAUGUUGUUCUGGUUCUCAAAAAUUGCACUUCAUGGUAUCCGAAGUUAAGCAUGUUUUUCUAAAGUACAUGUAUCUUCAAGCUACUAACUCUUAUUUUCUUAAACAUUACCCCACACACAGAUACUUCAUCCCAUAUCAAUAGUUUCUACUUGUAGCUUGACAGAAAGUUGGACUCUAUUUAAAAUAUUUCCUUUAAUGAAAGUGAAAACUCAGUUUAAACAGGCAUAUGUAAAUGAUAAUGGAAGUGGUCGGGGCCACAAUGGGAAAAUAUAGCUUAGUUACAUGCAGGUUAGAAGCUAAUCUGUAGAAAAGCCUUUUUUUCUGUUUCCCAAACAUUCCCUAAAAUACAAGAGUCUUUUACAGUCAGUACAUAACACAUGCAUUCGUUUCUAACAUUGCAGAUCCUGUAGCGAAAAUAGCUGAAGGACUAUCAGCAGACAAGUGCAACCCUAUCAAGCGAUCCAAUCAAAUCUGAAGAUGAAGCGUUCAGAUGGAAAAACUGUGGAAUAACAAACUUUAAGUGACAGUUGAGUUGAGGGAAGACAAAGAUCGCAAUACGAGGAUGACGCAGUGACUUCCUCUCAGUCCAUCAGCCAUGUCAUCAUCCAUCCGGGUCGAUACCAGCUGAACGCGCCAGCUUGAGCACAAUACAAGAGAGAGGAUUUUAAUCUAUGAUCACUGCAGUGGUUAAUAUACUUCGUGACUGAAGGUGCCUUUAUAACUAAUAUAUAACUCAGGAAGAAAAAAAAAACAUUGGAUUGUGGUUUAAGAUCUUGGUUUUAAAGGAACUGAAGUAAUAAUUAAGUAUAUAAGAGACUGUGACUGUAUAAUCAAUAUUUAUGGAAUGCUUGACAUCAGACAGCAAACACCAAACUGGAUAUAAUUCUACAAUUUCAGAAGAGUUUUUUGUUUCAUGACUGUCAACCUGCUCAAUUAGACUGCAACACAACUACCUCAGUUUUACACGUAUUAUAUAACCUGCUGGAGUGACACACACUGUAUAAUAACCCACUGGAUCGGGACAUAUUUUACAAGUCACCAAAGUAACGAGAAAUCAGAAUAAUGGAGUUGGAUAUGCCUUUCCUGCUGAGCCUGGAAUCUGGGAACAUGUCUGACGAGGAGCUCCAGAUGCAGCUGGCUCUGUUCAGCAACCUGUCCCAGAACAUGCAGCAGUCGGACUGGGACGUGCUCAAGAAGAAGCACUGGCAGAUCGUCAUGAUCAUCCUCUACUCCAUCGUCAUCUUCGUCGGCUUCUUUGGAAACCUCGUGGUGGUCAUCGUCAUCGUCAAGUACCGCCAGCUUCACACCGUCACCAACAUCUUCAUCGCAAACCUCGCCGUGGCAGACAUCGUCCUGUGUAUUUUCAACCUUCCAUUCCAGCUGCACUACCAACUGACCGAUAAGUGGGCAUUUGGAGAAAUACUGUGUCACAUCACAAUGCCAACCUUUGGAGUGCCUAUAUUUGUUUCUUCUCUGUCGAUUCUGUGUAUUGCAAUUGACAGAUACUUAUUAAUAGUGUUUCCGUUUACAAAACACAUGUCUAACACAGUGGCUCUUGUAAUCAUUGCACUCAUCGGACUGAUAACAAUUGGUCUGGCUGUUCCACUCAUGAUGCACACCAAAGUGGAAAUCUUUGAAGAGCCGCUUCUCAACAUCUACAAGGUAUACUGUGUAGAAAUAUGGACAUCAGCUCGUACAAAGCGGGCCUACUCAGUGUCAGUUUUCACUCUGCAGUUUGCCAUUCCAAUCAUCGCAACCACCAUCUUCUACAGCUGUAUCUGCAUGGUCCUCAAAAAACGGCCCAUAAAAAAGAAAGAGACACGGAAAAGCCGAAGAACAACAAAGAUCCUCAUUUCAGUUGUGCUUACAUUCACGCUUUGCUGGCUGCCGUGGAAUAUUUUCAGCCUAGCAACCGAGUUUCAUCACAGCGUCAUUCGCGGGAAGUAUUUCAAGCUCAUCGACUUAUUGCUGAAAAUAUUUGCUAUGAGUUCUGCAUGCAUUAAUCCAUUCUUGUAUGGAUGGCUGAAUGACAAUUUCCGUAAAGAGUUUGGCCGAAUGGUUGGCAAACAGAAACGUUGUACAAACGGAGUGUCAGUGGCCAAGUACUCACUCGCUGUGGGCAGUCCCUCAGAACACGACUGUACCAACAAAUUCAUAGAGAAGAAAACAAACACCACAGCAUUUUGAACAUUUGGAAUCCUGAAGUUGCCAUUUUUAUCUUGUUGUGGUAAUGUUUUUACAAGGAAUACCAUAUUAACCAACAGUCUACACUGAUGGUACAUGUAUUUGAGAACAGCACAAUGUGUUUCCUUGAUGAAUCUGAUUACCUCAGAUUUUCUGAUUCCUUUUAGUUUUGUGAAACUUUAACUGAUUAAUCAUCUUAUACUUCACCUACCUGAAUGUGUUACUGGUGGUAAAAGGAAAAUCUGAACUUAUGAUUUUCUUCUCCGAUUACAAAGUGCCAAACUGGAUUAGCUAGCUUGACUUAUCAGUCUAUUUGUCUUCUGUUUUGCUUUGUUUAUUUGACAUAUUUGUUAAUUUAGAAAAAUAUUCAUUAGUAAUUAAGCCUUCAUGAAAGGUCAUCAAUGAAUUUUUUCAACUAUGAAUUGCUAGAUAUUCAUUGAUAUUCCUACACUGGGAGGAGGAAUUGUUAGACAGGAAGUAGGGCAUACAAGAAAAUUCCAUGACUCCCUGUUAACAAUUCAACAUAGGAAGUAGGUAAUGUGAGACAAUUCUGUGAUUCCCUCUGUUAACAAUGCAUGGAUAUUCCAACACAGGAAGUAGGGAAUGUAAGACAAUUCUGUGAUUCCCUCUGUUAACAAUGCAUGGAUAUUCCAACACAGGAAGUAGGGAAUGUAAGACAAUUCUGUGACUCUCUCUGUUAACAAUUCAUACAUAUAUUCCUACAUAUCAAGUAGAGAAAGUGAGACAAUUCUAAACCCUUUGUUAACAAUUUGUGGAUAUUCCUACACGGGAAGUAGAAAAUGUGACAGUGUCAUUCAGAAGGAAACAUUUGUCUAGAAAUUAUAGGUGUUUUAACUCAUGUUGUUUUUGAAGAGUUACAAAUCAAUGAAUACAUCUUGUCUGUACUUAUAAACUAUUAAUAAAAAGACAGAAAAAUACUUGGGUGUUUUUUUCCCAGAAGUUUUAUAAAGCUGUACAGUGCCGUAAAAUUGCUAUUUUUACCUCAAAGGGUUGACUAGAGGCAAUACAGUGCAGGGAAUAUUUUGUUUUCAAAAUCUUAAUUAGCGAUAUUUCUAGUCAAUUGAAAAUUGAUUAGCAACUACAUAAUGAUUCAUGACACGAUACUGAACAUAACAUAAUGUUCCCUGCACUGGAAUCCCACAUUAUUACUUUAAUAAUCCUGUUUACGAACUACAUAAAUAAUCUGUAAAAAUUAAUAUAAAAUACAGAACUUCCCAAAACAUUUGUUAAUAAAAACACAA